Ictalurus punctatus (channel catfish) is the source of this 831-nucleotide messenger RNA. RefSeq names its product toll-like receptor 13. Gene Ontology annotation, cellular component: membrane. Gene Ontology annotation, molecular function: transmembrane signaling receptor activity. Gene Ontology annotation, biological process: toll-like receptor signaling pathway; immune response; inflammatory response. Lineage: Eukaryota; Metazoa; Chordata; Actinopteri; Siluriformes; Ictaluridae. The record is from RefSeq and is a predicted model, not a curated record. Bases 88 to 831 code for a protein of 247 amino acids. The transcript has a single exon.
UCAGUGUGAUGGAAAACUUUGUAGAGCCCCUGAAAAACCUUCAAUAUCUUAUCAUGGAUAAAGCACUUCUAUACUGUAGCUGUGACAAUGCUUGGAUUACCAAUUGGGCAAAGUAUCAAGAGUGUUCAGGUGUAUUUCCCUGGGAGCUCACUGGAAAGUCUGCCAUGUAAAACUGCACAUGGAAAACAGUUUCUGCAUAAGUAUGCUCAAGACCACUGUUUAAGUGAUGUCGACUUUCUCCUUUUUGCCUCCACCUCUCUGGGACUGGUGUUCUUCAUGCUGGUAGUGCUGCUCCAUCAGCUGGCUGGAGAUUAUCUGCUUUCUUUCUUUCACAUAACUCGUGCCUGGGUAGAGGAGGCCAUGAGGGCAAACAGAAAAGGACAUUACCACUUUGAUGUUUUUGUGUCCUACUGCGGGAAAGAUGAGCGCUGGGUAGUGGAUGAACUUCUCCCCAACCUGGAGAAACGUGGACCCCCUUUCCUCAGGCUUUGCCUGCACAGCAGGGACUUUGAGCUAGGAAAGGACAUUGUGGAGAACAUCACGGACAGCCUCUACAGAAGCCGACACACCCUCUGCCUGGUUAGCCGCAACUACCUUCGGAGUAAAUGGUGCUCUUUGGAGAUGCGUUUGGCAACUUACAGAUUACUGGCUGAACACAGGGACGUUCUGGUGUUCCUGGAGAAGGUUCCUCAUCAACUCUUAAAUGUACAUUAUAGACUGUCCAGGCUGGUGAAGACCCGGUCCUACAUAGACUGGCCACAAGACCCAGCUCUGCAUAAUGCAUUCUGGGAUAGACUAUGGACAAAGUUUGCACCCGAAACUGCAAUAUAG